Messenger RNA from Paraglomus brasilianum, 1158 nucleotides. Lineage: Eukaryota; Fungi; Glomeromycota; Glomeromycetes; Paraglomerales; Paraglomeraceae. The record is from the annotation of a GenBank genome assembly.
AUGCCGCGUGUCUCAUUUUUGACUCACACCUUGCUCAUUCACGCGCCUGUCGUUCUACUUGGGAUCAUCCUAUUAAUACACCCAAAGAAAUUGCCAUCUGCAAUUAAACGUAUCAUUGGCAUACCACUCUUAGCAGCUGAAUUCUACGUAGGGGCCGCAUACUAUUCUAAAUGUUAUGGAUUUGAUAUUUUGUAUACGACAGUAGCAAUUGUCACUACAUUACGGUUUUUCGAUUUUUACUUUUUCACUUCAUUACUUAACGGUAAAGAUGUUUACGUGACAACGGCUGACUUGAAAGCGGAAUUAUGGCAACCUAUUAGAUAUAGAUCAACCGAAAAACAAAAGAGUGAAAAUGGGGAAAACCAUCAAAGCAACGGAACCAAUGAAAAUAUGAUAGUCUCAUCGUUCACACUACUUCCGUCUGCUUUCUUAUUACUUUUUUUAUCUGAUUGCAUAAACUACUUGUUCCAUCAAUUUACUGCCCACAAGAUACUCUCACUAUCAUCAAUAGAAUUAUUUAUAAUGAAUCUAAUCGGUGGUAUUUACAUUUGCACAAUACUGGAAGGAACAUCUCGUCUUGGAGCAUUCGCUUGGACGUUAAUCAACAAUCGAGGCGUUAUUGACAAGAGCGUGUGGAAACCGCUAUUCAGGCAUCCAUAUUUGUCGACAUCGCUAUCAGAUUUAUGGUCGGUCAGAUGGCAUCAGACGUUCCGUGUAUUAUGGAUGUCGCUAGCAUACGUUCCACUGAGACAACUCAUUAGACAGAAACUACGACCAUGGUUAACGAAAAAUAAUAAUUCCAAGACUAGUACCGUUGCGGAUAUGAUGGAAUUGGCUAUACCAGCAAUUGGCGUGUUCGCAAUCAGUGGUUUAAUACAUGAAUACAUAGUGUGGGCAACAUUCUAUCCUCAAUGGAUUCCAGGUCAAAUGAUGGUAUUCUUCGUUUCCCAAGCAAUUGGGGUGAUCAUUGAGAAGAUUUAUCAAAGGCUUACACCCGGACUAAGCCUGCCGGUAUGGAUGGGAAGACUAUGGAUUCUAUUAUUUUUAUAUUUCACUUCGCCAUACUUUUUUGAACCGUUUUACAAGGCAGAAGCAUGGCGAUUUAAUGGGGAUUUGCCAAGUGUAUUCAAAACGGUCGGUCUAUGGACAGAAAAUUAG